Molecule: messenger RNA, 987 nt
Organism: Cryptomeria japonica (Japanese cedar)
Lineage: Eukaryota; Viridiplantae; Streptophyta; Pinopsida; Cupressales; Cupressaceae
Product: coniferyl alcohol acyltransferase-like
Exons: 3
Coding region: 1-987 (328 amino acids)
Molecular function (GO): acyltransferase activity, transferring groups other than amino-acyl groups
Source: RefSeq, a predicted model, not a curated record
AUGGCAAGUUUUAACAAUUACGAUGUAGAGGUAGUAGAGAAAGAAAUUGUAUUGGCUGCUCUACCAGUCCAAGAGCAUGUUCUUCCUUUCCGCAACAUAGAUCUAACAAUCCCUUGCGUUGCCGUACAUGUUUUCUUCUGUUAUGAAAAACCCUAUGAGACUUCUUUUACGUCUGUUGUGUCUAAUCUCAAGAGUUCUCUCUCCAAGGCUUUUGUGUCUUUUGAUGCUUUGGCUGGAAGAUUGGUCAGUAAUGGUGUUGGGGAAACAGAACUAGUUUGCAAUAACAAGGGUGCUGAAUUUUUAAAAGCUUAUGCACUCACUUCUCUUACUCAAGUGGAGUUCUACAACCCCAUUGCAGUUGUGGGCAACAAGCUUGUCCCUCCUACUCUUGCAAAGGACUUUCAAGGAAAUGGUACUCCCGUUUUUGCUGUUCAGGUAACAGAGUUUAGCAGAAACAAAAUGAUCCAGUCCAUAACUCCAAGCUUUACACAUUCCAUUAUAGUCCCUAGAGAUCCUCCAAAUCGUUGUUCUGAAAUUGACAAAAUGUAUAUGAAACUGCAGUCUUUACCACAACUUAUCAAACAAAUCCCUGAGCCUGCUAAAGCUAGUAGAAUCUAUUACCUCAAUGCCAAAGAUAUAGAAAAGCUCCAACAUAGUGCAAACGAACAUGGCAACAAUUAUAGCAAAUUAGAAGCUUUUUCUGCUUAUUUUUGGAAACUGUUAAUACAAUGCCAAGAGAUAAAAGACACAAUAAAUUGUAAUAUACGCAUUGCUAUAGAUGGUCGCUCUUGUCUAAAGAAGAUGGGAAUGACUGCUAACUACUUUGGAAAUGUUCUAUCAACUCCUUUUGAUGCAGCUAAUGCUGGUAUCAUCAAGGAGGAACCACAUAGUUGGGGUGCAAACUUAAUUCAUGAUGCAAUAUAUAGGGUAGCAAAUGAAGAGUAUUUUCGAAGUUUAGUAGAUUUGGUAGAGAUGUCCAAGCCAUAA